This is a messenger RNA of Spizellomyces punctatus DAOM BR117, 2905 nucleotides long. RefSeq lists its product as uncharacterized. The record is from RefSeq and is a predicted model, not a curated record. Lineage: Eukaryota; Fungi; Chytridiomycota; Chytridiomycetes; Spizellomycetales; Spizellomycetaceae. The coding region runs from base 785 to 2677 and encodes 630 amino acids. The transcript has 3 exons.
AAAAGGCAAGUUGCUUUUUUAACGAGAUUUGUUUUUUUUGUUCAAGCAAUCCCAGCAGUUAGAAUUUAGAAAACAGAUAGCCAAAGCAAGUUGAGGAAGCGGGUAUUGGAAGAGGUUGGACGGGAGCAUUCGAAUCCGCAAAGGAACUUUUGGUUGUAUUUCAAAUGACGUUCCAAGCGACGGGGAGCACGUAAAGAAACCUGGGCCUCCAAUCCUUUUUGCUCCAAGUCUCGCACCUUUAUUCCUUCCACGUUACUGGCUUUUCAGCCUGCAAUGGACCAAUUUCUUCCUUCCCUCAUGCGACAGCCCCUCGAAGAUCAGCAUGAGGGCCGUCAAGUCGGGCCGCAGCUCGAACUCGUCCUAAGAGUCUUGGAAGAAGAACGAAAGAGACAGGAGGAAAUUCGAAAAACAAAGGAACUGGAAUUGGAAAUUUUGAGAUUGAGGGAUAGUAUCCAAAAAGCGGACGUCUGUGGGAGUGGUGCUGGCCAUACUCCAACUUCGUCAGAUCCAAUACCUCCGCCGCCGAUCAAGGAUCCAUCCCCAGUAUCGCAAGCAGAACUUCCAGUCACCCUCACCAACCUUGUAAAUUUCCAAUUUCCCGUACAAUUCUCUGCUCCUCCUUCAACAUGGGCGCAACCUACUCCCGUCCCCAUCUCCUCUUCGUUUGUUGAUUACACAAAUUUCUUGCACGAUCUGCAGACUCCCAUGCCUCUGGACGAACUUUUCCAAUCUCCUGAAUUUGCUUCUUCGGCGGCAUUUGAUUCGCCGCCCGCUCAGCGAGAACAUGGGGCAGUUCUCUCCAGCACAAGGCCUACCGGCAGAGUUCCGGUAUGAUGAAACCUUGCAGGCCGGGUUACCUGCAUAUCAGAACAUUGAAGACUUUUUUACGGAUCAAUGGAAUCCUUUACCAUUGGCAGAGAACACGGCUGGACUUCCGACACCUCCUACCCCGCAAUAUGUACGCGCAUCAUCUCCAAAUGUCUCAAUUCUUCCCCCAUACCAUUUGCCGUCACCUCCUCUGCCAUCCCAAAUACUGCACACUGGAACAAACACCCAGCAACACUUGCCACCUUCGACGUUAUCAACUCCAACAGCCCGUCCAAUGACCUCGCAAGGGCCGAAUUCCUUGACGUUUUCCAUCAUCCCUCAACCAGACCAACGGUCUGCGCAACAUGACUCAUCCACCCAACAGCGCCGAAGCUCCGCCAAAUUCGCUCCUGCCCGUCCCUCCACUCCCAACAAAUCUACCCGCGACACAAGCGGUCGCAAAAAGAUCAUUGACCACACUGUCCAUUGCAAGCGCUGCAAAAACGAAAUUGCAACUUUCCUUUUACAUCCCGAGAGCAAAAAUGUUCCUCCACUCAAUUUUGCCGUCGACAUUUUGUGCGUAUCCUGUGAAGGCCGCAAAGAUUCUUUGGAGGUGGAUGAUACGUCCAUGGUAUUAGCCGGGCGUCGCAAGCGCUUACAUGACGAUUAUGGCAUGGAUUGUGAGAUUUGCAAGCGGAGGAUAGGAAGUGGUGGGUUCAAGUUUUCCGAAGAGCGAGAGCUCCAAGCUAUUGGUGUUGGCGGAAAGGUGCGGGACGAAGACGGAGCCAUGGUGGAAGAGGCUAUGGAUUUCCGAGUGGAACCCAUCUGUGCUUCUUGUCGGGUAAAAUACAAAUUUUGUACAGAGUGCGGAGGCGGCGGUAAAUUCCGCACGGGCAAGUACCGGCCUGUCGAACUCUUUGCAUCUAACCGCCGUACGUGCCUCUUGAGCCACGUCCGUCUCGGUGGCGCCCCUGUUACCUAUGAAGUCUACUUGACCCCCACCAACGUAUGCGAAUCGCUGUAUAACGAGUCCCGCGAAGUUCACAUGGACGGAUUCUAUGGGCUAUACGCCACGCCCGAGGUCAUUGAAGCCGCCAUCACCCAACUGGAAUCGUACGCAAAAGUGGAAGAAUGGGCCAACAAGGGGUGGAGGUCGGCCGAACGCCUUUUAAGAGAGGAUGUGGAAAAGACUCGCGGAUUAAGACGGUACCUGGCUGUUGUGUACGUUGAGAAACCCCAAUCGCGCGUCAGGGGUGCAACGAUCAAACGCAUCAAAGCGAAUGCCAAAAACCCUCAUUCCACUGGUCCGGGGUUACCUCCUCCCCAAACCACCCCAUCGUCAACAUCAACUCCCUCCGCAUCUCCUUCCUUUGAAUCCUCCUCACCAUCCGGCACAGCAACUACACCCGAUCACGACUCCCCUCGUAUCCAAGUCGCCUACGGAUCCGCCGAAUGGGAUAUUAGCACCGGUACCGUCCUCUUCGCCAACGGUUAUGUCCGAACCACAACCGUCUCCACCCUCCCCAUCCUCCGCGGCAUGCACGAACGCCUCCUCCGACAAUGUCUAACAGAUUCUGCAACCGUCCAAGCCCCUGUCCCCGUCAAACACGUCUGGAUGCUCGCGAGAAGAGAUCACCUCCGUGUUCAAUCGUAUGUAGAACGAAUGGGGUUCAAACCUUUGGAUGAGUAUGUGAGGAUGAACCCUGGUGUAGAUAAAAGUUUGUUUGAGAGGGAGGUUCAUGUUCCCAGGGAUUUAUUUAGAUGUUUUGUUUGUUCUGUGCAUGAGUUUUUGAGGGAGGGGGAGAGGGAGAGGAAUGGGGGUGUUGGGGGAUGUGGGAUAGGUGGAGGGUAUAGAGGGGUUUGGAGGUAGAAUUCUGUUCAUGUUGGGGGUUUGGGGUUUUUGACAUAAAGUGUGGACUCAAACGGGUAUGUUUUUGGCAAGUAUUUUGGUAUGUUGCAUCUGUCUGUUUCCAGCGGAUGGAUGGACUGGAAGAGAAUGUAUCAGAGUGGACGGAUGCAGAGUAACGUACAUUUGUGGAAUAGAAUGGAAAAAAAAAACAGCAUUCUCCGGUCCCUUUGAAAAAAAGGAAAAAACCAG